AUGUCAAAAGAUGAAAAAAUAAUAAUAGAGGUUCUAAAGGAAAAAAUCGAAAAGACCAAAUUACACGUUUUAACAUUUGCUACUCAUGAACAAGGCUAUUUUAAAACAUUAAAAGAAAGUUGUAAAAUUUUAAAUAUCGAUUUAAAGGUUUUAGGAAUGGGAAUAAAAUGGAAAGGUUUUAUAGAGAAAUUGAUUAAGGUAAAAGAAUAUUUAAAAUUAUGUAACGAUAAAGAUAUAAUCCUUUUUGUAGAUGGUUUUGAUACAUUUUUUGUUCAACCAGCAAAUGUAAUUAUUGAAAGAUAUCUUAUGAAUUAUGACAAUUUUUUUGUUUGUACUAGUGAAGGUGCAUAUUCAAGUAAUAUCCUUUUUUUACGUAUUAUUGAAAAAAUGCAUUUGGUUUUUCAUAAUAGUAUAUUUAAAUAUAAUGAUCAUAUGGAAUGGGAUUCUUUACACAUAAAAGAAAAAUACAAAGAUUUCAACUUUUUUCAUAAUAAUUUAAAUCUAUUAAAUUCAGGUGGUUGGAUAAGCAAUGUCUUCUUAGCAAAAAAAGUUCUACAAUAUAUACCUUCAUUUAUUGAUAAUGAUCAAGUGUUCUUAACAAACUUAUAUUUGGAUUGUAAUUAUUUAUUGAAAUUACAAGAAAAACAAUCAUUAAAUGAUACACAUAGUAAAAGUGAUUUAAAUUUCAAUGCUCAAAAUAAUUUGAAAUAUUAUAAUAAAAUUAUAAUUGAUAAUCAUAAUAUAAUUUUCCAUUUAUUCAGAGGUAAACGUAAUUUAAUGUUGCUAGAUUAUAAUGACUGUGUAAAUCAUUUCCCUUUUAAGCCUUUGAUUAAUAUGUAUAACAUUCAAGGAGAUGAAGAAAUUAAAAAUAAUAAUAAUAUAAAUGGUAAAAAUGAAUAUUUGCACGAACAAAACAGCCAAAAUGUAUAUUUGCACGAACAAAACAGCCAAAAUGAAUAUUUGGAUGAACAAAAUAGCCAAAUUCAAUAUUUGCAUGAACAAAAUAGCCAAAUGAAUUCACAAAAUAAUGAAAUAAAUUGGAAAAAUUGCAUAUAUCAUUUUUUCAUGAAAACUUUUUUUGGAAAGAAAGAUAAUCAAAAUAAUGAUGGUGCUUUAAAAAAAAUAGAAAUUGUAAAAGAAAACAACACAGAUAGAAAUGAAUGGAAGAAGAAAAAAACAAUUUUAGAUAACGUAUACAUGGGAAACACGAUAAGAAAGAUUGGACAAAUUGAAAAUACAUUUAAUUAUUCUAUAAUUGAUAUGCACACACACACUUCGCCUUGCAUUCUUCAUAUGCAUUGUCUUAGAAAUGUUGAUAAUAUAAUUCAUAAGAUGGGUUUGAAAAAUAAGUAUACAUCUACUUGGUAUAGUCGUAUUUGGUAUUUGUUUUAUAGUUUAAAAGGUACUUUGAAUUUCAAUUAUUUUAGUCUUUUGUUUUCAACAACUGUUGGUUUUAUAUCUUUUUUUUUAAUUUAUAUAAAAUAUGUUUUACAAAUUUUAAUAUAUAUAGAUAAUAAUUUCAGAACUAAUAAAAUGCUUUGUCUAGACAAAAUGAUGUUUUUAUUGAAUGAUAUUGAAUUUUCAUGUAUCUUCACAUUUAUAUUAUCUAUAUUGUAUUGGAUAUUUUAUGUAUUUAACAAAUCUAUAUUGAUAGAAUAA
Messenger RNA from Plasmodium gaboni, 1659 nucleotides. RefSeq names its product putative procollagen lysine 5-dioxygenase. The record is from RefSeq and is a predicted model, not a curated record. The coding region runs from base 1 to 1659 and encodes 552 amino acids. The transcript has a single exon. NCBI's taxonomy places the organism in Eukaryota, Apicomplexa, Aconoidasida, Haemosporida, Plasmodiidae.